GAAAGAUUUAUAUCCAAAAUAAAGAAAUUUCUUUCUGAAGCGUUCAAAGGGUACUUCGAUUCGUCGAGACUCUUAUCGUAAACAAACAAAAGACCAAAUAAAAAAGAGAACGAUUCUUCGGUUUCCUUAGAUGAUCACAGAGGGCAUGGAUAAUCAGAGAGAAGAGCAUGAUAUAGAUGUCGAAGGAGCAAAUUCGUACGAGAGGAAAAUUUCGGGGAUCUUAGAUGAUGGCUCCGUCGGAUUUCAGCAGCCAUUGCUCGCGAGGAAUCGGAAGAACACGACUUCGCAGAUCGCUAUCGUCGGAGCCAAUACUUGUCCGAUCGAGAGCCUUGACUACGAGAUUUUUGAGAACGAUCUUUUCAAGCAGGACUGGAGGGCUCGGAAAAAGACUCAGAUAUUCCAGUAUACGGUUCUCAAAUGGGCACUUGCUUUCCUUAUUGGUUUAUCCACGGGGCUCGUUGGCUUCUUUAAUAACCUUGCUGUUGAGAAUAUUGCUGGAUUCAAACUUUUGAUCACCAGUAAUCUCAUGCUCAAGCAAAAAUACUUUCAGGCCUUCUUUGCAUUUGCGGGAUCUAACGUGAUUUUGGCAACUGCAGCCGCUGCACUUUGUGCUUUUCUAGCUCCGGCAGCAGCAGGAUCUGGCAUACCGGAGGUUAAAGCAUAUCUCAAUGGUAUAGAUGCUCAUUCAAUCUUAGCCCCGAGCACCCUCUUCGUAAAGAUCUUUGGAUCUAUAUUUGGAGUUGCUGCUGGGUUCGUAGUCGGGAAGGAAGGACCUAUGGUGCAUACUGGUGCUUGCAUUGCCAAUUUACUAGGACAAGGUGGUUCUAAAAAAUACCACUUGACCUGGAAGUGGCUUAGAUACUUCAAAAACGAUAGAGACCGAAGAGACUUGAUUACUUGCGGUAGUGCUGCUGGUGUAGCAGCUGCCUUUCGUGCUCCAGUCGGAGGAGUGCUUUUUGCCCUCGAAGAAGCUGCUUCAUGGUGGAGGAGUGCACUUCUCUGGAGGACGUUCUUCACUACAGCGGUAGUAGCUGUGGCACUGAGGAGUUUGAUUGAAUUCUGCCGGUCUGGGAGAUGUGGAUUGUUCGGGAAAGGAGGUCUCAUUAUGUUUGAUGUGAACUCGGGGCCAGUGGUCUACAACACACCAGAUUUGCUUGCGGUAAUAUUCCUUGGGGUUAUCGGAGGGCUCUUGGGAAGCCUUUACAAUUACCUCGUGGACAAAGUCCUCCGCACAUACAGCAUCAUAAACGAGAAAGGUCCAGCCUUUAAGAUUAUGCUCGUGAUAACAAUUUCCAUUCUUAGCUCAUGUUGCGCAUUCGGGCUCCCGUGGCUUUCACAGUGUACUCCAUGUCCUGUUGGAACAGAAGGCAAGUGUCCAACCAUAGGUCGGUCCGGCAUUUAUAAAAGUUUCCAGUGUCCUCCAAACCAUUACAACGACCUUGCAUCCCUACUUCUCAACACCAAUGACGAUGCAAUCCGUAAUCUUUUCACAUCCAUAUCUGAGAACGAGUUCCAAAUCCCCACCCUUCUCAUUUUCUUCAUCGCUGUAUACUGCCUUGGCAUCGUCACAUAUGGCAUAGCCAUACCCUCGGGGCUUUUCAUUCCCGUUAUUCUUGCUGGAGCCUCUUAUGGACGUCUUGUUGGUAGGCUCGUGAAUCCAGUGUCUCAGCUUGAUGUAGGUCUUUUCUCUAUGCUUGGAGCUGCCUCUUUCCUCGGUGGCACAAUGAGAAUGACGGUCUCUCUGUGCAUUAUACUUCUUGAGCUCACGAAUAAUCUCCUGAUGCUACCGUUGGUGAUGUUGGUACUCCUGAUUUCGAAAACCGUUGCUGAUUGUUUCAACAAAGGAGUGUAUGACCAAAUUGUGAAAAUGAAGGGCCUGCCUUUCUUGGAAGCUCAUGCAGAGCCAUACAUGAGGAAUUUGGUUGCUCAGGAUGUCGUCUCUGGACCUUUAGUCAGCUUCCCGAGGGUUGAAAAAGUCGGUGUUAUAUGGCAGGCUUUGAAGAUGACGACUCAUAACGGGUUUCCUGUGAUCGAUGAACCGCCUUUCACUGAGGCUCCCGAGCUCUGCGGGAUUGUUCUGAGGUCCCAUCUGCUCGUCCUUCUGCAGGGGAAGAAAUUCUCCAAACAGAGAACGGUCUGUAGCUCACGUAUCUUGACUAUAUUCAAGGCGCGUGAUUUUGCCAAGCCGGGAUUAGGUAGAGGGCUCAAGAUCGAGGAUUUAGAAAUCAGCGAGGAGGAGAUGGAGAUGUAUGUUGAUCUCCAUCCUAUAACCAACACUUCUCCAUACACCGUAGUGGAGACGAUGUCUCUUGCGAAAGCGGCUAUUCUGUUCCGGCAACUCGGCCUCAGGCACUUGUGUGUCGUGCCCAAGACACCAGGCAGGCCACCCAUUGUUGGGAUCCUAACGAGGCACGAUUUCAUGCCGGAACAUGUUUUGGGGCUAUACCCUGAUGUUCAUCCGCUCAAGUGAAUCAACAGGACUCUCUCUCUCUCUCUCUCUCUCUCUCUCCGGCCAUUGCAGCAUUGGUUUGGAUCGGUUACAUGAUCCAACGCGUCACAGGUAUGAUUCUUGUUCAUGUGUUACAGGGAAAUACAAUGGUGGCUCCAACAUUCUUUCAUGCCUCUGUUCUAUAUAGCUACUUUGGAGUUGCUAAGUCAUAUGUUGUGUUGAAAUGUGUAUACAUACAUACAUACAUACAUAUAUAUAUAUGUAUGUACUUAAAUGGAUCUGAAAAUGAAUUCCCUUUCACA
Messenger RNA from Tarenaya hassleriana, 2751 nucleotides. Its product is annotated as chloride channel protein CLC-c. The record is from RefSeq and is a predicted model, not a curated record. Gene Ontology annotation, molecular function: voltage-gated chloride channel activity. Gene Ontology annotation, biological process: transmembrane transport; chloride transport. Bases 131 to 2470 code for a protein of 779 amino acids. Gene Ontology annotation, cellular component: plant-type vacuole membrane; intracellular membrane-bounded organelle. NCBI's taxonomy places the organism in Eukaryota, Viridiplantae, Streptophyta, Magnoliopsida, Brassicales, Cleomaceae. The transcript has 8 exons.